Molecule: messenger RNA, 2646 nt
Organism: Penaeus indicus
Lineage: Eukaryota; Metazoa; Arthropoda; Malacostraca; Decapoda; Penaeidae
Product: mitochondrial E3 ubiquitin protein ligase 1-like
Exons: 9
Coding region: 1-1389 (462 amino acids)
Biological process (GO): protein ubiquitination; organelle organization
Molecular function (GO): ubiquitin-protein transferase activity
Source: RefSeq, a predicted model, not a curated record
AUGAAUACCUACACCAGGGCUCCUGAACUGGCGGCCCGCGGACUCCAGGCUCCAGGAGGAGAAAAAUGGGAACACUAUGGAGUUCUCAGAUUGGUGGUUUUAUUUUCAUGGUUGCAUCAUCUAUACAUCUACACAUCCACAAGCACUUACACCCUCACUCAGCAUCAAUACAUCUACACAUCCACAAGCACUUACACCCUUCCUCAGCAUCUAUACAUCAACAAAUAUCCACACCCUCACUCAGCAUCUAUACAUCUAUACACCCACAAACCCCUACGCCUUCCCCCUGGGCAACGAAAGCAUCCGCUCCCUCCGCCGCCGCCGCCUCCGGAGCGCAAGCGACCGGAUCGCGACCCACAACAAACCCGAGACCCGAAGAUGCCCCUCAAGGAUUAUUUCGGGGACGCGGUGGGCCUGGGCAUCAGUGCCGGCCUCGCCUACUCGUUUUACACCUUCGCCAAAGCUGGGAGGGAGAUGGUGCACAAUCUGAAGAAUGUUCCCGAGCUGGAGAUCAAUGCAAAUCUUGUCUCCAAGCUGUCGGAGAGUGGAGGGGGAGUGUUGGCGUGCGUGCGGGGAGUGGUGAAAGCAUCAGACGUUGCCAUUAGGUGUGUCGCUCGGCCAGAGGUUGCUGGUGUCAUCUGGCGUCAUACGAUUCAAGAACACCUUGUGGCACAAGUGAUGGGGUUCUGGAUGAAUGACAAGAGGACAGUGGACUCCUCGACAAGCAGCGUUCCCUUCAUGCUAAUGGACAAGGGCAUUGGGGUCCAAAUUUCAGAUCCAGCAAAACUAGAGGAUGUCGACUUGAUACUAGUAAGCGACAAAUUUGGCGUCGCUAACAACUCCCUUGCAGACCACCUCUGGGGCUGGAUGAAGGGCAUUCGAUCUACUGGGACGCAACAAACAGAGGAAAUGUUAGUCGAGGGCACCCAGGCCAUGGGCAUUGGACAGCUGACCCUGAAGAAUGAAGCCCUCUACCUCGACCACUCUCCUUUGGUCCCGUACAUGGUUACGACCCGAAGUAAACAGGCCAUUGUGGAGGAACUUGAUGGACCAGUACCCUAUUUACGGGUACUUAGUGUGAUCACUGCAUGCGGAGUCGCCUUCUAUAGCUACCGCAUCCUGAAGCGCUGGUACCGCAGCUGGCGUAAGGACAUCCGCCGGCGUGACGAGCAGCGUGUGCUGGAUGAGGCCCGGGCGAGGCGUGAGGCCCAGGGCAAUGACCUCCCAGAGAGCCUCAUGUGCGUUGUCUGCUGUGGGCUCCGCGACGUCCUGCUGGUGCCGUGCCGCCAUGUGUGUGUUUGUAGUGAGUGUGCGCUGAAGCUCAACCCCAGAGUGUGCCCCGUCUGCCGGACAGAUAUUGAACGGAUCCAGCCUGUCUUCUACUCGUGAUUGAGUCUUCUGUUAGUCAGUCCUGGGCCCAAAUGUGUGCUAUCAAUUCUGUGAUACGUGCUCAAGAUUUUCUCGCGCUCUUUUUCACCAAUGUACGUAAGAACUUCAUGGAUGUUGUACAAUUGUAUAUAUUAUAAACCCAAAAGAAAAAUAGGAUGAAGUAUAUUUAGAAAGCUUGUGUCAGUGAGCAUGAUAGUCAGUAUUUUAGUCAAAACAUAUAUACAUAUAUAUAUAUUUGCAGCUGUCAGUAACUUCCAUGACUGAGGGAAUCUGAAUGUGCCUUUUUUUUUCUCUAGUCACAUGAUAGCUCUGUUCAUUUAUGCACAUUAUAUUUUCUGUUGAGUUAUUAUACAUUGGUCAAAGUUUAUGUUCUUAGUACUAAAUAUGUAGGUGUUCAUGAAUUAGUUGUAGGAGAAAGAAAAGAGAAAUUGUAGGUUAAUAAGAUGCUACUUUUAUUUGACUUCCUGGUAAUCCUAAUAGGCAGCUUAUUGGUGAGAUGGAUAUGAAGAUGAUAAAAUAUGUAAUGAGAAUAAUAAAAGUAGUUUUCUUUGAUUUCUUAAAUUAUGCACAAUUCAUUACUAUGCACUGGUUUAUGUUUCCUAAUUAGUGGGCAAUAUAUAAUUAUUAAACUAAGAUUUCAGGUUAUUAGAAAUUUAAAGUCCUAUAAGGUAUUGCCACAUGUUCAGUUGGCAAGGUGUGGUGAUGUAGCAUGAGGACGGAGAAUACAUGGGAAAUAGACAAAUAGAAGCAUGACUUAUGUAUCAGACAGAAGCACUGACUUUGCAUGAACAGAUCUGUAAGCCUGCCUUUUGGUUGUGAAUAGUAUUGAGAGAGAUUUUGUAGCUCAGUGGCAGCAAUCUACAAUUCAGUCACACACACUGGCAAACUGCAUUGAGGGACAGGAUCACAGGGGAGUCAGUAUAUGUAUAUAUAUUUAUGCCUGGUUAUUAUGCUUAGAAACUAGUGAGUCCCAUGCUUAAGCACUAUGCUUGCCCCCUGGUUGUGUGAGAUGGUCUUGAGAUGGGUUGCAACAUCAUCAACCAUUUGUGCAAAUUAAUAAUUUCAGGUGAGUUAUUUGUGUAGGUUUCAAGUUGUAAAUACCACUGAUGGGGAAAAUUGAUGAUGUUUUGUAAUUGCAUGAAAAUUAUUACACCUGAUUUGUUGUGACCGAUUAUGUGAAUUAUAUGCUUUAGAGGAAGUGGAUACUUUCUUCUACUGAAUACCAGUAAAUAAACUUUUGUUAUUUCAUUAUAGAAG